UUUUAAGCAGGAUGGAGAUAUGAUCAGAUUUGAGUUUCAAAAGGUCACUCACAAAAAAAAAAAGAUCACUAACUGCAGUGUGUAAAAUGCAUCGGAUGAAAUUUUCUCAUCUGAAACAUAAGGAUGGAGAUACGUGCCGUGUGUAUCGGACAGUUCACAAUGAUAAACAAGUUACACACAUUGCAUAGAAGUGUUUUACAAAAUAUAAAUUGUAUAGAAAACUACAUAGUAAUGUUUUACAAGAAGCAACACAGUCAGAAGUUCAUAUACGUAGUUUUGAGUUCGCUCUAUGAACAAUGGCAGCCUGAACGCAUGAAGGAGAUCAUUUUGUUUAUGUUAACAGGCUUCCUUCACCAGGGAAACUACUCCUUAGGGUGCUCACGAAAGAAGAGGAGCUUCUCUCACUCUCAUUCCGUCUCUCUGCCCUUCCUUCUCCGAAGCACAUCUGGGUGCUGCCUGGAGCCCAGGUCUGGCUCCAAACCUAUGCAUAUUUGCCAAGUAUAAAAGCUUCUCAAGAAUGAGAUGGAUCCUGGGGCGUCAAGAGUAAAGGGCUUGGUAUAUGUGGCUGGAUCCUGUUUUCGUUUUCUUUCCUGUUGAUGAUCAUUACUUUCCCUAUCUCCAUAUGGAUGUGCUUGAAGAUCAUUAAGGAGUACGAACGUGCUGUUGUAUUCCGACUGGGACGCAUCCAAGCUGACAAAGCCAAAGGGCCAGGUUUGAUCCUGGUCCUGCCUUGCAUAGACGUGUUUGUCAAAGUUGAUCUCCGGACCGUUACGUGCAACAUCCCUCCACAGGAGAUCCUCACCAGAGACUCUGUGACCACUCAAGUGGAUGGAGUGGUCUAUUACAGAAUCUAUAGUGCCGUCUCGGCAGUGGCUAACGUCAACGAUGUCCACCAAGCCACAUUUCUGCUGGCUCAGACCACUCUGAGAAAUGUCUUAGGGACACAGACCUUGUCCCAAAUCCUAGCUGGCCGGGAAGAGAUUGCCCAUAGCAUCCAGACUUUACUUGAUGAUGCCACCAAGCUGUGGGGGAUCCAGGUGGCCCAAGUGGAGAUCAAAGACGUCCGGAUUCCCGGGCAGUUGCAGAGGUCCAUGGCUGCUGAGGCCGAGGCCACCCGGGAGGCCAGGGCCAGGAUCCUUGCAGCAGAAGGAGAAAUGAAUGCUUCUGAAGCCCUGAAGUCAGCCUCCAAGGUGCUGGCUGAGUCCCCCAUCGCCCUCCAGCUGCGUUACCUGCAGACCUUAACCACCGUGGCCACAGAGAAGAAUUCCACCAUUGUGUUUCCUCUGCCCAUGAACGUACUAGAUGGCAUGGGCGGCAUCAGCUACAGUAACCACAAGAACGUCCCUAACAGAACCUGAGAUCCCCCUGCUGCAGCCAUUGCUUAGGGAGGCACAUCUGUUCCUGUGGAGACCAGCAGUGAGAAGCGUUGAGAAUUUCAACACUAUUUAAGCAGAGUAACUCUACAGCUGGAACAGCGUUAGCAGGGAGAUGCUAUAGAGGCUA
Molecule: messenger RNA, 1503 nt
Organism: Balaenoptera musculus (blue whale)
Lineage: Eukaryota; Metazoa; Chordata; Mammalia; Artiodactyla; Balaenopteridae
Gene: STOML3
Product: stomatin like 3
Exons: 7
Coding region: 597-1358 (253 amino acids)
Cellular component (GO): plasma membrane
Source: RefSeq, a predicted model, not a curated record